Messenger RNA from Exaiptasia diaphana, 2135 nucleotides. RefSeq lists its product as uncharacterized. The coding region runs from base 1 to 1710 and encodes 569 amino acids. The transcript has 4 exons. Lineage: Eukaryota; Metazoa; Cnidaria; Anthozoa; Actiniaria; Aiptasiidae. The record is from RefSeq and is a predicted model, not a curated record.
AUGAUUGUUACGAACUCUACUUUGAUUUGUAAUUCAUCGAAAUAUCUCAGUCAGUAUGGAGACCUAACAGAAAAGGUAUGUGAGUAUACUGCGGCUGCCAUAGCUGGGUUAUUCUACCUCGCUCUGUUCUUCUUAACGAUACGAUGUGCCCGCUUCAAUCACUGCCUUAAUUCCGAAACUUGUAAAGUGUUAUUUCUUGUUGGUGCCGCUGUUCUGGUACUCCAUGUUUGCACUAACGACACAUAUGAGGACAUUGAUGACUUGAAAGUUAAACUGUGCUUCGAAAUCGCCGUUAACCUCCUCAUUGGCAUAAUCACGCUUUCGAUGGCCUUAUGGAUUUUCAAAGAGCGUCCGAGCCUCAAAUGCAAUGAAAAUUGUCAAACCCCUUGCAGAAAUCCAGAACAUAAAGAUGAAGGGAUGUACAAGUUAAAAAGAAUACUUCCAAAGAACUUUGUUGGGGCUGUGACUGCUUUCAUUUUCAUUAUGGAAGUUUUCCUUAUCGUGAAAACAGGUAAAAGAAAUCAUCAAAUCAAAUGGCUUAUCCUUUUUGACAAGACGGUGUAUCUGUUUGACAACAUUUUCCAGGCGAUUAUUUACUGGUAUCUUCUUAAAAGACGGUGUGUGCCGGAAGAUAAGGUCGAUCAAGCACAAUUCUACUUCAAGGUGAUGUCGUUCUACAAUGCGGUAAUAUGGCUUGAUUCUAUGGUCAACAUUGAGAAUGACUUAGUUCUUGCUUAUGUUGAAGAUAGCGGGCCCCCGUGGGUAAACAUCGUUGCGACGUUCUACAAAGCCUGCAUUAUUGACUAUCGCAUGAUGUUUUGCUUGGUGUUCUUGGAGCAUGCUUUAGACCUGUCUAAUAGAGAAAGAGCUGAAGAGAGAAAUAACUCGAACAAAAGACGGAAAAGUGGUUUUGUGGAAAAUCUGCGUCAUUGUAUUUCUUAUGGAUCUGGUUUAGGCAUAUUCUGCUGUUUUCUACAGUCGGCCUGCAUUCUAAACUUCGCCAGAGAUAUCAAUGCUGGAGCGUGGAUUCAUAGUUUCACGUUUUUAGCUGAAGCGAUUAUCGUCUUCUUUUGCUGGAGACUUGGGAAAAAAUUAUCUGCAAGCGAAAGCGAAGGGAUUCUUAAAAUUGUGGUAUGCUGCUUUGGUGCCGUUGGACUUGCAUACUGGCUAUAUUCUGCCGUUUUGGUAACAAGUUGGGCCAUAGAAGAUCUUAUUCAUGGAUCCUCACAGUAUGACAUCUGGAUGAUAGCUGUAAAGUUUUGGUUUCGAUGUCCGGCAGCUUUUUUUCUAAUCAAAACUUUCAAACAAACAACGAUUGAGAAUAUGGCAACCCAUGAUAUUGUCACAAAUCAGUCGAACAACUUCCUGACUGGAUGUUUGCUUUUUGGCACGAUCUCUGAAUUUCUUGGUGCUGCUUUGGACCAGUAUGUUGGACCAAUCACGGAAAGAUACAAGAAAGAAGUGACCAAAACAAGCUUCAAGAUUCUUCUGGAAGUAGGCCCUGCACUUUAUCUCGCCUUCUGCAUCCAUGCAACACUUCACUUAUUUUUAAUACAGAACAAAAUGAAGGAGAAGGCAAAGGAGAUUCAGCCAGAAGCAAAUCUCCUUAUAAGCGGAGAACAUGGCCGUAGACCGUGGUAUAUUUUGCGUAGUAAAGAACAAACAACAGAUGGAGACCAUGCGUCUUUUUCACAUUCAACUGAAUUUUAAUUUUGAAAUGUGAAAUGAUUGUAAAGGGUGGCAUAAGCUUUAUCGCUCUCGAUAUUUGUUUCAACGAAGUCCCACGCAAACGUUUUCAGCGUUGCAGUUCAACAAAAUUUGAAACAAAUGUUGAAAAUGACAAAUUGUAAACAGGAAGAGUCUCGGUGUCAUCCCUAAAAAAUGUACGUUACGCUAGCUUUAUUAGUAGUAUUAGUUCAGUAACUCAAUCAAUUACUAUUGAAAAUUUUAUUUCUAGAUGAAUUUCGCAGUUUUAAUUGUGAAUACAGAUUACUAAUCUCAUUUUAAACGUUGUAAAGCCAACAACAAAGACAUAUGCAUAUAUCUUAUUUUUUAUAUAUAUGAAAAAUUUCAUCAAAAAACUAAAAAAGUGCUCAACGACAAUAUAAAAGUCGGAGCUGUAUUAAAUAAAAUAG